CACGCAGCUGCUGGGAAUGGUCUUGUUGCUCGAACGACGUGUCCUCCAUCUUCCUUGCUCUUUGCAGUGCCACCUCAGGCAUUGAUGAAUAGUAGGACGUUAAAGUCCCUCUAUCCAACGUCUGGACCUACGCCACUGACCGCUAUACAAAUGAUAUCUCUGCAUCUGCAUAUCAACCGUCCACAUGGAAGUGAGGAUUCGCCAGACCCCCGCUAUGGACCAUACAUUUCGACCCUACCUAGGGAGUUUAACAGCCAUCCUUUGACCUGGAUUAUGCGAUCAAACAGUGGCAUGGAGUCCGAAGGGGUCCCACUGCUCGGGCACCUCCCGCCGAGUGUGCAUGCAUCCUUGAUUAAGCUGCAUGACCGAUUUUGUCAAGACUGGGCUGCAGUGCGAGCAUACUUGAUUGCGAAUUCGUACAUCUCUUCCAAGUAUGAUGCCUAUUUGGAUGAUAUAGAUGGGUCUGCCAGCAAUUACGUGUGGGCUUGGUUGAACGUCAACACUCGCUGCAUAUACUACCGCCUCAAAGCAUCGAAGGAAGACCCCGAUAAUCUAACACUAUGUCCCAUCCUCGACUUUGCCAACCAUACCCCAAGUGGAUCGCAUAUGACUCCAGUUCCAUCAGAGGCAGAUAUUUGGGACACUGCACCGGUAAAGUUGAUUGGGAAAGGAUUUAGAUUCCUCUCGCCAGUGGAUGCAUCUGUCCAAGAGGGCGAAGAGAUCUUCCUGACUUACGGGGCACAUCCUAACCGCACGCUGUUCAUUGAAUAUGGUUUUGUCAAUAAGUCAUUACUAGGCGAAGCAGAAACUACAGAUGGCGAAGUCGACGUACAAGAUGUCGUGGAAUCCUUGAUACUCGGCCAUAAAUCUGGUGUCUUCGUCAAAAGCGUCCUCGAAGACGAAGGUUAUUGGGGAGACUGGACCCUAUAUUGCUCGACAGAAUCAGCACAGCCGUCAUGGCGCUUGAUAACGGCAUUAAGGCUUCAUCGUCUCGCUGUCUCAAAUAAAACAAUCCACGAUAACGCCAUUCAACCGUGGCGCGAUGUCAUAGCUGGAAAACGGGAGAUUAUAUCUGAUGGAAACGAGAUCGCUUGGAAGCAGUCGUUGACUGCGAUUUGCGAUACUCUUAUCACCAGAGCCCAGGCCAGUCUGCACAGUCUCAAGAGCGACGGUGCCGAGGAGUAUGAUCUGGGCAGUGAGAGGUGGAUUCCCUGGAUGCGCGAGAAUAUGCGGACGCUUUGGAGGGAAGAGCUAUUGGUAGCUGCAGCCGUAAAACAGCGUACUCUAAGAGGGGAUGAUUUUUGACUUGUUUACCCAUAAAAUAAACUUUGAGGUACCAGAGUUGCUGCAGAGAGCCGCUAACAUUGCUUUCAUCCCGAGGAUGCAUUCAUCUAAGGUGGGAGACCAUUCAUCUGGCACCCAGACACUUCGCAUCAUUCAUGGUGUCAGGACGGGCGCAUGGGGGUGAAGAAGACGUCUCGAUGAAAUGCUGGCGAGAAUGUGUCAGUUUUUGACUCUGUCGAUGCGGUUUGCCAGAAGUUCGAUUGCAAU
Suillus clintonianus is the source of this 1551-nucleotide messenger RNA. RefSeq lists its product as uncharacterized. The record is from RefSeq and is a predicted model, not a curated record. Gene Ontology annotation, biological process: peptidyl-lysine monomethylation; peptidyl-lysine trimethylation. The transcript has 5 exons. Bases 85 to 1305 code for a protein of 406 amino acids. Lineage: Eukaryota; Fungi; Basidiomycota; Agaricomycetes; Boletales; Suillaceae. Gene Ontology annotation, molecular function: protein-lysine N-methyltransferase activity.